CUGCUGGUGUUUUGUAUGAUUUGGGUUGGUCUGUUGAGAGUCCAGCCUGCUCUGGUUUCCUGGAUACGGUCUUUUGACUGUGAGGGGGCUGUUUCAAAGGGGCAGCUGACCCUCACUGUCACGGCGCUUUCCGGCCGCUUGGGGAGGGAGGUGAUGUGUAUUCAUUGUCUGUGCAGCCUGCAUCCUAGGCCCUGGUAUCGCUGGCUGAUGUCCAGCUCGCCGCUCUCGAAGAAGCGCCGUGUAUCCAUCUCUGCCGCCGAGCCGAAGUCCGCUUCCAACUGCUCCUCCGUCAACUCCCCGCGGACCGAGUCUCCCGCCACUCCAGCGAACGGUAUGGCCAAGAAUGGAAAUGACGCGGAAAUUGACGAGGGCCUGUACUCCAGGCAGCUGUAAGUGUGACCGUUUUACCCCCCCCCCAAAAUCUCAUCGCCU
Chiloscyllium plagiosum (whitespotted bambooshark) is the source of this 432-nucleotide messenger RNA. The record is from RefSeq and is a predicted model, not a curated record. Lineage: Eukaryota; Metazoa; Chordata; Chondrichthyes; Orectolobiformes; Hemiscylliidae.